Messenger RNA from Mercurialis annua (annual mercury), 1179 nucleotides. RefSeq lists its product as uncharacterized. NCBI's taxonomy places the organism in Eukaryota, Viridiplantae, Streptophyta, Magnoliopsida, Malpighiales, Euphorbiaceae. Gene Ontology annotation, molecular function: catalytic activity. Bases 1 to 1179 code for a protein of 392 amino acids. The transcript has a single exon. The record is from RefSeq and is a predicted model, not a curated record.
AUGGGAGAGUCUUUGAUUCUGAAGACAUGGAAGGGAUUUCGCAUAUCCUGUUAUAAUUAUGCCUCUAGUCACCUUCUCUUAUUUUUGAUGUCUGACAAUAAAAAGAUUAUGGUGUGGAACGUUCAAGGAGCGGGAUCUAAAGGUUUUAUGAGAGUUUUCAAGAAUUUCUGCCGAAAAUACUCUUUUGAUAUCAUUGGAAUUCUUGAACCAAGAAUUAGUGGUGUCAAAGCUUAUCUUUUCAUCAAAAACAGUGGCUAUUUUUAUUCCCACAGAGUAGAAGCGGUGGGAUUCUCAGGGGGUAUCUGGAUUAUAUGGAAUCAAAAAUAUGAUAUUGUUGUGUUGGACAAUAAUAAAUACUUCAUUCAUUUGAGAAUUGUCGAUGGCACCGAGACGUUUUUACUUACCAUUGUUUACGCUAGCCCUAACGCCACGCUAAGGCAACACUUAUGGACUGAUUUGAAUGUUUUAGCUACUUUGAUAGCGGAACCUUGGAUGUUAGGAGGUAAUUUCAACGCAGCUUUGUAUGAUAACGAGAGGAAAGGGGGUGCUUAUGGUAAUGGUGGUGGGUGUAGACAGUUUAGAAGCUUUUUUGAAAGUCACAGUUUAAUCGACCUUGGGUUCUGCGGGUCUCAGUUUACUUGGAAACGAGGUACCCUUUUCAAAAGACUGGACAUUUUUAUCUGUAAUGAUAGGUGGACUUCAAAAUUCAACUACUUUUACGUCCUUCAUCUUCCCAGAAUCCAAUCCGACCACAAUCCCAUUUUUAUUCAAUUCAACAAGCAGCACCAUCUUUCUUCAGGACCUAAGCCUUUCAGGUUUCAGGCGGCGUGGAUUGGAAAUGAUGGUUUCAAAGACCUUGUUCGUCAAAGCUGGAAUAAUGCUAGUUCCCUUGCUGAUUCCAUAGAGAAUUUUGCGGUCCAGGCGAAACGAUGGAAUACUACAGUGUUCGGUAAUAUCUUCAAAAGAAAGGAUAAUCUAUUGUCCAGACUCUAUGGGAUUCAAAAAGCUAGAGAAUUUUAUUACUCGGAUAAGCUGAAUGUGUUGGAGGAUGAGCUUAAGAAGGAGUUGGAUACUACUUUCUAUCAGGAGGAGCUUCUGUGGAUCCAAAAAUCAAGGAACGAUUGGGUUAUUGACGGAGACUGCAACACGAAUUAUUUUCAUAAUAAGGUGAAGGAUUGA